Mycosarcoma maydis (corn smut) is the source of this 2841-nucleotide messenger RNA. RefSeq lists its product as uncharacterized. NCBI's taxonomy places the organism in Eukaryota, Fungi, Basidiomycota, Ustilaginomycetes, Ustilaginales. The record is from RefSeq and is a predicted model, not a curated record. The transcript has a single exon. Gene Ontology annotation, biological process: nucleosome assembly. Gene Ontology annotation, cellular component: nucleus; CAF-1 complex. The coding region runs from base 1 to 2841 and encodes 946 amino acids.
AUGAGCGUUCUGGCGCCACCACCGUCUCCUUCGCCUUCGUCGUGCUUUGAUGCUAUGCUCUCCGACUCUGACAUCAACAUUGAUCGAAAGAUGGCCUCCAACAGCCUAAAGCGCAAGGCGUCCACCGGCACCAACCCACACUCGUCGCAUGGAAACGCCUCGUCCAGCGAUGCCGAGAAUCGUCCCAUCCUAUCAUCGAUUGCUGAUCGAAGCCGCACCAAGGUUGGCGUGCAGGACAAGCAGCGGAAUUCUGCGACAACGUCUAGGUCGUUGUCUGUGUCACCGAGCCCAGCUGCAAAGAAGCUCAAGCUCAGUAGCGCAACUCCCUUGGUCGAACUCAAGAACGGCAGACUCGUGCUCAAGCAAAAGGCGGUCAACUGGGCCGGCAUGAUGCCUGUCAUGAAGGCCGUCAUUGCUUUUCAGGAAUAUCUCGAUGGUCAGGAGAGCCUUGACGAAAUCCCUGUCGAGCAUCUUCACGUGAUCGCGAAGCUAGCUCACGAAAGUGAAAAGUCAUUAGUCGAGCUUGCCAAGACGAUCCGCAGUAGACUGGCACCCGAAACCGAACUCGGCUCGAGCGAUUCCGAGAUAUCUUCUUCUGCUUCGACAGCCUUCAAGGGAAAGCUCUCGCUAUCUGCCAUUCAAUCAGCGAUCGGUACUGUGGCAGAAAGAAGAAACUACGGUAUUGACAUGAGCGACAUUCCAAGCCACUCUUCCACCAGCACAUCCCACGACACACCUGCUGUCCCCGCUGCUCUACAGCUGUGGCGAUGGGAGGUCAUCGAUGAUUCUAUGCUGCCAGAAGACUUCUUAACCAAGCUCUCACAGCGCCGAAGCGACCGCGAAGCUGCACACACGCAGGCACAGCAGCUCUUUGCGAACCUCAAACAAGAAGAGAGACAAGCCUUGCUUGACAAGUCUUCUAAAUCCAGAAUCUCGGCCACUGUGGCGAUUGACAAACCUUGCUCCUCAACUUCGACCCCUUCGAAGUCCAAGGCCAAAGCCAGCAUCACAGCAGCCAGAUCCACAUCAACAGAGCCUAUCACGAUCGAGGAUGAACUCGAUGAUGGCUCUGUUGCCGACAACGAGCAUGAUCGCGAAUCCCUGUCGACACCGAUUGCUUUGCACAAGCGCAAAUCCUCUUCGUCAGCAUCCACACCGCAACCUACAGCGAAGCGCCCUGCGGCUGGCGGCGAGGCAUCGACGCCUUCCGCGUCAUCUUCGCCCAAGGAAAAGCGCAAGGCCAAGGAGUCAAUGGAGCUUUCGCCCGAAAAGCAAAAGGAGAAGGACGAGAAAGAGGCCGCCAAGGCUGAGCGGCUGAAGGCCAAGGAGGCCAAGCGUCUCGAACGUGAGACUAAGGAGCUCGAGAAGCAAAAGGCCAAAGAAGCAAAGGAGGCUGAGCUCAAGAAGGCUGAGGAGCAAAAGAAGCGUCAAGCCAAUUUCUUUACGUCGUUCGUCAAGAAGGUCGUGCCUAAGAGCCCGACGAAGUCGACCGUCGGCGCUGCUAUUGCCUUGGGCAGUGUCGCGGCUGGCCACGCAGCCGGUGGAACUGUCUCGGACUUUGAGCGUACCUUCCUGCCUUGCCAGUACAAGGAUCUUGCGCCGAUCAAUCGCUUUGCCCGGCCUGCGGGAACUGUCAAGGAGCCACAGAUGGGCCAAGAAGCGCUAACGCGCGAGGAGAUGCUCUCACAGUUGAUCACGCGUUCCUCUGUACUCAAAGGCUCUGCGCCUCGCCGACGAAAGGGUGUACACCCGCCCGUCUCGGUGCGCGACAUCAAACGGAUCGUCACCGAGUCGGACGUUCUCGGCGGCAAUGCACAAGAGCAAGCGGAAAAGGCACUCGAAGCUCUACAAGACCGUAACAAGGUGCAGCUCAAGCUGCUGCAAUUCGAGUCGGAUCGUCGGCCAGGAUGGUACGGUACGUGGACCAAGUCGACGAAUCUGAUCGGCCCGCGGUGUCCGCUGGGCCAAGACCCGGUCUCAUUGGACUACUCGUACGACUCGGACGCGGACUGGGAAGAGAUGGGCCAAGUCGAGGGUGAAGAUGUGCAGGAUGGCGAGGAGAAGGAGGACGACAGUGUUGUGGACGAAGAUGAAGAUUCUGAGAUGGACGAUUGGCUUGUCGACGAUCUUGAGGUGGAAGAGGAGGAGGAACAGCAACGACUGGCGGCUAUGGACGUUGAUGAUGACGAUGUCAUCGAGAUUGACGCCAAGGGGUUGCCAGUGCCGCCCGUUCAACUCGCCGCAACCACCAACUUGCUGCAUCCCAAGAAGAAGAAGAAAGUCAAGCUUCUAGGCAGGCGAUUCGAUGCCAAGCUCGUGCCGUUCUCCGCUGGCCCGCAUUGGGAAGGCGAAUUGGGCAGGUGCGACUACGAGCUCUUUUCGUCGUACCGCAUCGAGUUUCUCAACGACGCGUGCUUCGGGCUGAACCCUUUUACUUUUACUUGUGCGGAGCCGAUGGGUUUCUCUGCAGAGGACGCUGUACCGCCGGCGGCGAUGGACACGGACAGUGUCCGCAGGGCUGCCCUGCCAGCGGGCGGAGUGCUGGCCGCGCUGUGGGGGGAAGCCAACCCUGAAUCAACGCCUGCUCUUCGCGCCAAAGAUUCGAGCAGCUUCAAACACCAGCUGCGAGAAGACGCUAUCCCGGCACUCCUGAAAUGCAUCGACGGCAGCACGAAGACUCGCGCAGGUCUCGUCGACGAUAUCAAAGAACGUCUAGACCAACUCGGCAAAUCAGCAAGUAAGAACGCUAUCGCUGAAAGAAUCUCGGCCUACGCCAAGAAGGAGAAAAAGCCCAAUUCGCCCUGGAUCGUCAAGGAUGACUGGAGGAGUAGCAUGGCAUGA